AUGAUGAAUGGGUAUGGAGAAUCACUCGAUUACUGCUAUAGUUCGUUAAAUGAUAUAAUAAACUGUCAAGAAUCUACAAUGGGAGACUUUAGAACCCAAAUGUCGGUUCUUUUGUUGUCAGGGCCUAUUGCUUUUGCUGUGUGUAUUGUGCUUAUAUUUCCUUUUUACUAUUCAAUUUUUAAAAUCGAAAAUGAGUUUUGGAGUAAUGUCAGAAAAAGUGUUUGUACCUCAUAUUUUGACUACAAACAAGCAAUUUUAGAUAGAUUAAGAGACGUCCACUUUGAGGAAAAUAUUACAUUUUCCAAUCAAAAACCUUCUAAAAAUCCAAGCACUUUUAAAAGUUAUUCAAGGUAUUUUGAAGGGUGCAGGUCAAAUGACUUUAUCUUUUUGAUAGUGCCAUUCCACCGAAGUACUUUUGGUCGAAAAUUUUUAAAUAGUGUAUCCAUUUAGCCGAAACUUGAUGGUUUUUUCGGUCAAAUGUCUCACUAUCAAAAAUGAUUCAAACAAAGUUUCCCAUAUGAGAUGUUGCACUAUCAAAUUUCCACAUUCAUUUGACAUGGAGCCAUUUUUGAAGAGCAAUUAUUUAUUUUGCGAUUGUUUCUUGUUUUUGUUUACUCUCCCUCCGUGAGACCAAAAAUUUUUUCACUCACAGAAGGGAUUUUUGUUUUAACUAAUAUAUAAAUUUAUAAUAAUUUUUUACAAUCUGAGGUGCAAAAUUUAUGUUUUUAAUUAGUUAGAGAUUAAUUAUUUAAUAAUUAUCACUUAUAUAUCAAAAUAUUAUUUUAUCAAAAUUUUUUAUUCGCUCACGAAGGGUAGGCUUUUACCCAAAAUUUUUUAAUGGCUCUGCUCGUUUUCAGAGUGGGAAGUUAA
This is a messenger RNA of Blepharisma stoltei, 870 nucleotides long. The record is from the annotation of a GenBank genome assembly. NCBI's taxonomy places the organism in Eukaryota, Ciliophora, Heterotrichea, Heterotrichida, Blepharismidae.